Hemicordylus capensis (graceful crag lizard) is the source of this 2106-nucleotide messenger RNA. Its product is annotated as alpha-protein kinase 2-like. Bases 88 to 2028 code for a protein of 646 amino acids. The record is from RefSeq and is a predicted model, not a curated record. NCBI's taxonomy places the organism in Eukaryota, Metazoa, Chordata, Lepidosauria, Squamata, Cordylidae. The transcript is spliced from 6 exons.
CACUACAGCAAAGGAACAAGUCAUCAAUCUCUCCGUGUCACAAACCCUUCCCUAAAGAGCAUUCCAAUAUCAGUGUUGUGUAGAAGAAUGUCAGGCUCCGAAUACUCUGUCAUUAAGAGCUCUCCUUAUUUUCUAUCCACGUUGUCUUCCAAGUCUGUUCCAGAAAAUGAAGAUGUCACACUCUCCUGUAAGCUAUCUGGCAACCCCAAGCCACAAGUCACCUGGUUUAGAAAUGGGCAAAAUGUCAGUGAACAGAAGGAUAUUUCUGACUGUGAAAUACUGGAGGAUAACCUGAUUCAUGCCUUACAUCUGUUUAGGUGCACAGAACAACAUGCUGGAGUUUACCGAAUUGUGGCUACAAACUGUUUUGGAACUGUCCAGUCUUCAGCAUUUCUUAAGGUGGCCUCUAGUGAAAAAUCUGAACCAUAUCAAAAAUCACUCUAUAGCCCUGACAAUAAUGUAGGAACUUGUCAUGCAGAUGAAGUUGCUGCAUGCCAGUGGGAAUAUCCAAAUCAGAAUAAAGAAGCUAUUACAGAAGAAAGUUACUCAACCCAUGAGUGUGAUGUCUCCUUAGGUUCAUUGGAACCUCCUACAGUAGAAGUCAGUUUGUCUACCGAGCAAACCUUAGGAACAAAGUUUUCCCACUCAGUGGAAUGUGAAACUUGCCCCCCAGUGGAGAAUCAUCACCAAAAUGCUGUUUUUUUGGGAGACAAUAAGGAAGUUAAAAAUGUACCCAAUCCAGAGGAAGAUGGUGGCAUUUGGGACAUGUCCAAAACUGCUUCUGAUCUCUUUAUUUAUGACAGCAUUGAAAUAUCUAGGGACACUACUGGAGGAGAAGUAGACAAUUCCAACAGUUCACAAGUGGAUUCCAAGCCAGCAAGUCAAAGAACAGAUCACACAGGCAGCUGUUGCCUUAAUGCUGAAGUCUUAGCUGCUUGUCAGACAACUGAAUAUGCCAAGACACAUGAAGAGAGUGGCCUCAGUACUUCUUUGAAAAAGGGCGCACUCUCCGAGAAUCAUGCAUACGCACCUCUAGAAAAUCUGACCUGCUUUCCAAAGGAUUGCUGUAAAAAUGUUGACCAUAACUUUGAGCUUCGCCUGGACAGAAACUUUAUUACAGCCAAUGAGUUUUUUGAGGAUGAUCACUUUGAACGCCUCGAAUCUUCCGAUGUGAUGACAGAAGAGGCUUAUCGAAACUUGGAAAAGAAGCUGAAAUUCCUGCUAGAAAGCGAUGAUGAAGAUGAGUUAAAUCUGGGUAGUGAUUGUGAUGGGUGUACUUACUUCCUCUGUGAAAUGCCUUGCCUGUUUCAGGUGUCAGAUAACACUGUGCCUAUGGAUGCUACCAUUGGCUUCUGCGGUCAUCAGUCAAAAUCCAAAGAAGUAGCUGUCAGAAGCGACCUCUCUGCAUACAGUCCAUCAACCUUGCAAACAGGAAUGACUCUCACUGUUAAGCAACAGCAAAAUAAAACUUCCAUCAUGAAAGACAAAGAGAAGUACAAGCUGCCUGUGGCUUCCAUAGCAAUUGAAAAUGAUUAUCCCAGAAUUGAAGAAGAAAAUGGUAGUAACAAUCAUUCGGCUGCGGAUUUUCCUGUUGUCCAAACACAAGGCAUCGGAAAUGGGCUUUCAGCGUCCUCCUCUUGUGACUUAGGUGGGACCUCAGCAACAACAGAAAAACGAGGUGUAGGCAGAGGCAUCCCCCGGAAAUGUUCACAACAGUUAACAAAGAGCUUCACGCCUCUGAAACCCACACAGUUCAAACAGAAAAACGCUACUUGGAUUCUGCUGAACUACUUCAUGGACAAGGAGGCAGCGUUUCAAGCCAAGCAUGCCAGGAUACAGCAAAUGGUUCUAACAACCAGACUGGUUUAUUACAUGGCAAAGGAAGAGAGGAAAACGGCCCAUGGGAAGGCAAGUGGAUUAGUGAUGGCCUAUCUUGGGGAGACCAAAUGCCAAAUGAAAAUGCCACGCUUAUGGCAGAAAAAAAAGAAACUGAAAUUGAAAGCAUACCACCAAUCAGUGAUGAACUAAAACUAUUUAUAACUGAACCUGAGUUAGAGGAGAGAUUUGUUUUGACAUCUUCUCUGGCAAAAAGUGUAUCUAUGGGUG